Messenger RNA from Olea europaea var. sylvestris, 3096 nucleotides. RefSeq names its product beta-adaptin-like protein A. The record is from RefSeq and is a predicted model, not a curated record. Bases 162 to 2690 code for a protein of 842 amino acids. Gene Ontology annotation, biological process: intracellular protein transport; vesicle-mediated transport. The transcript is spliced from 11 exons. Lineage: Eukaryota; Viridiplantae; Streptophyta; Magnoliopsida; Lamiales; Oleaceae. Gene Ontology annotation, molecular function: clathrin binding. Gene Ontology annotation, cellular component: membrane coat; clathrin adaptor complex.
GAAAAAAGAGAAGGAAAAAAGAAAAGAGACGCAAGAACCUCUGUACUGAUUCGCGAUAAAUUGAAAGUCUAGUGGAAGAGAUCCAUUUCAGUCAAGAUCCACUUCCUAAUUACUGAAUUCUAUAAACCAAUCUAUUGAAAAUUAAAUUCGAUCGAGCAGAAAUGGCGCCUCCAGCUCAAUCUCAGAAAUCCUCUUCGCCCUCUCAACCCUCCGGAAAAGGGGAAGUUUCGGAUGUGAAAGUGCAGCUCCGGCAACUAGCAGGGAGCAGAGCUCCUGGAACGGACGAUUCAAAGAGGGAACUUUUCAAGAAGGUGAUCUCAUACAUGACUAUUGGGAUUGAUGUAUCAGCAGUUUUUAGCGAAAUGGUGAUGUGCUCGGCGACCUCGGAUAUAGUGCUAAAGAAGAUGUGUUAUUUAUACGUUGGGAAUUAUGCAAAGAACAAUCCAGAUCUUGCGCUUUUGACAAUUAAUUUCCUUCAAAGGGAUUGCAAGGAUGAGGAUCCUAUGAUUCGUGGUUUGGCUUUGAGGAGUCUGUGUUCACUACGUGUCGCAAAUUUGGUGGAGUACUUGGUGGGGCCUUUGGGCAAUGGGUUGAAGGAUGGAAAUAGUUACGUGCGGAUGGUUGCAUCUGUUGGGGUUCUCAAGUUAUAUCAUAUUUCGGCUUCAACUUGCAUGGAUGCUGAUUUCCCUGCUAUGCUCAAGCAUUUAAUGCUUAAUGACAAGGAUGCUCAGGUAGUUGCAAACUGUUUAACUUCUCUACAAGAGAUCUGGGGUCUGGAAGCAAGUACAUCUGAAGAAGCGGCAAGGGAGAGAGAAAUGUUGCUUAGCAAGGCAGUUAUAUACUACUUUCUAAAUAGGAUCAAAGAAUUCAGUGAAUGGGCACAAUGUAUUGUUUUGGAGUUGGUUGCUAAGUAUGUUCCCUCCGAUAGCAAUGAGAUAUUUGACGUCAUGAAUCUUCUUGAAGAUAGACUUCAACAUGCAAAUGGUGCUGUUGUUUUGGCAACCAUUAAGGUGUUUCUACAAUUGACCCUAUCAAUGACUGAUGUUCAUCAACAGGUGUAUGAACGUAUUAAAUCCCCUCUGCUCACUCUAGUGAGCUCAGGAAGUCCUGAGCAAUCAUAUGCAGUGUUAAGCCACCUACAUCUACUAGUGAUGCGUGCACCAUUUAUAUUCUCUUCAGACUACAAGCAUUUCUACUGUCAGUACAAUGAACCAUUUUAUGUCAAAAAAUUAAAGCUAGAAAUGUUGACUGCUGUGGCAAAUGAGAGCAACACAUAUGACAUAGUGACUGAACUAUGUGAAUAUGCUGCAAAUGUUGACAUCCCAAUGGCAAGAGAAUCAAUACGAGCUGUUGGCAAGAUAGCAUUGCAACAGUAUGAUGUAAAUGCCAUUGUUGAUCGGCUGCUUCAGUUUCUGGAAAUGGAAAAGGAGCAUGUGACUGCCGAAACUCUGGUUCUUGUAAAAGAUCUUCUCAGAAAAUAUCCUCAAUGGAGUCAUGACUGUAUAGCAGUUGUUGGGAAUAUCAGUAGCAAAAAUGUCCAGGAACCCAAAGCUAAGGCUGCUCUUAUUUGGAUGCUAGGGGAGUAUGCUCAAGAUAUGCAGGAUGCUCCAUACAUUUUAGAGAGUCUUAUUGAAAACUGGGAUGAGGAGCACUCUGCAGAGGUUCGUUUACAUCUACUUACAGCAAUAAUGAAGUGUUUCUUAAGAAGGCCACCAGAGACUCAGAAGGCCCUGGGAGCUGCUUUAGCUGCUGGUCUGGCUGAUUUUCAUCAGGAUGUUCACGAUAGGGCCUUGUUCUACUAUAGGCUUUUAAAGUACGAUGUAUCUGUAGCUGAACGAGUCGUAAAUCCUCCAAAGCAAGCUGUUUCAGUCUUUGCAGAUACUCAAAGUAGUGAAGUCAAAGAUCGUAUCUUUGAUGAAUUCAACAGUCUCUCUGUUGUAUAUCAGAAGCCGUCAUACAUGUUCACUGAUAAGGAGCAUAGAGGGCCAUUUGCAUUCUCUGAAGAACUUGGCAAUCUAUCUAUUGACACAGAUUUGGCUAAUGAUGUAGUUCCUGCUCAGAGGGUCGAGGAAAAUGACAAGGAUUUGCUGUUGAGUACUUCAGAGAAGGAAGAAAAUCAUGGUUCUAUUAACAACAGUUCUGCAUAUGAUGCUCCUUCUUAUGAUGGUUCGAGAAUGGUAGGUGCUUUACAGCCUCAACAAGACCUUGUAUCAUUAGACCAACCACCUCCAGCAAAUACGCCUGCCAGCUUGGCAAUGGAUGACCUAUUUGGCCUAGGAUUGCCAGUUGCGCCUAGUCCCACUCCUCCGCCUCCAGCUCUGAAGCUAAAUGCUAAAGCUGUUCUAGAUCCCAACAGUUUCCAGCAGAAGUGGCGCCAACUCCCAGUAGCUGCAUCCCAGGAAAUAUCCUUGAACCCACAAGGAGUAUCAGCUUUGUCAAGUCCUCAGGUUCUUCUUAGGCAUAUGCAAGGUCAUUCCAUCCAAUGCAUUGCUUCAGGUGGUCAAGCCCCGAACUUCAAGUUCUUUUUCUUCGCACAAAAAGAGGACGAGCCUUCUACUUAUCUUGUGGAGUGUGUGAUUAAUUCAGCAGCAUGUAAAGCGCAAUUAAAGAUCAAAGCCGAUGACCAGAGCACAACACAGGCCUUCUCAACAUUAUUUCAAUCAGUUUUAUCCGAAUUCGGUUUGCCUUAGGCAUGUAUUAAUAUGUGAUAUUGGUUUUUGCGGGACAGGAAAUAGUUGCAGCCUAUGAAUAUCAUUCCCUUUUGUGUAGGGAUCAAAGUUGGAGAAAAAUGUUACCGAAAAAACUUGCAAACUAAGAGCGCUGCGUAAAAACAUGUGAAUGUGCUACAUGCUGUGACGAUGAGUUAUUUGUUUUCUGUUCAGCCUUCUUCAGUUAACGGUACCUUGGAGAUAGAAAGCGAAUUUUCACAGAUGAGAUACUUUGUUGAAUUAUUUAAGGGAUAUUUAGCGUUUUUUCUUAUGGAAGUUUCUUCUUUUAACUCGCUGUGAUGGUUCUAUCAUGCUUUAUGUGGAAUUUCAUAUGCUAGUUAGCUAGCAAAGUUGUGACUGAUAUAUGGAAUGGGAAAUAAGUUAAAAC